Molecule: messenger RNA, 1690 nt
Organism: Oncorhynchus nerka (sockeye salmon)
Lineage: Eukaryota; Metazoa; Chordata; Actinopteri; Salmoniformes; Salmonidae
Product: zinc finger protein with KRAB and SCAN domains 7-like
Exons: 3
Coding region: 1-1224 (407 amino acids)
Biological process (GO): regulation of transcription by RNA polymerase II
Cellular component (GO): nucleoplasm
Molecular function (GO): DNA-binding transcription repressor activity, RNA polymerase II-specific; RNA polymerase II cis-regulatory region sequence-specific DNA binding
Source: RefSeq, a predicted model, not a curated record
AUGGUUAUCGAAGGCUUGAAAAAGACUGUGGAGUUUGCAUGUGGUGAAAUUAAUGAUGUGAAAUCGAGAGUGGCAAAAGUUGAAAAAAAUGUGGAAAGGGUGGAAAAGAAUAACAAUGUCUACAAUAGACGUCUCAAUGAUCUGGAACAAUACACAAGAAAAUGGAACCUGAGACUCUACGGCUUGCCAGAGUUGGAGAAUGAAGAUGUGCGAGGAGAGGCUAUCCGUAUCUGCCAAGAAGUUUUGCCUGCAGAGAACAACAAAGUUGGUGAUACCAUCAACGUUGUGCAUCGCCUCGGCAAGAAGCAACAGCAAAGCGAUUCAAGACCCAGGGGUAUCAUCAUCCUAUUCACUACCAGAUUCUACAGGGAUGCUGUCUGGAAAGCUGCUUGGAAGAACGCCUUCCUUCAGAGCCAUGGUAUGCGUUUCGCCGAGCAUCUCAGCCCGGAAGACAUAGAAAGAAGGAACAAGUUGUGGCCAAGGAUCAAGAUAGCACGAAGUGAGGGGAAGGCUGCUUACUUCCAAGCUGCUGCCCUCCUGCUAAAAAAAGAGGUCUGCUGGAAGGAGAAAGAAGGUAUUUGGCUGAACGUUGUCGUGAAAGAGGAGAAUGAAGAGGAGGAUGUCACAGUAAACGAUGAAGUAGAGGGUGAGGCUGUUACACAGAAAGAAGAGGAAGAAAACGAUUAUACUUUUUUUGGAGUGAAUGAAGGAGAGAUAACUGUCAUAUUGAAGGAGGAGGAGAGGGAAGAAGAGGAGGAGACAGAAGAUCUGAGUAACACCAGAGAGAGACCAGACUCUCCUUCUGACAGCAGGAAGAGUCCUUCAGGGAAACCAGACCCCGAGACGUCCAAACCAGCAGGACGACAUCACUGCUCCCAGUUUGGAAAGAGUUUUACUCAGUUAGGGAGCCUGAGAACACAUAAGAGAAUACACACUGGAGAGAAGCCUUACCACUGUACCCAAUGUGGAAUGUCGUUUACCCAGUUAGGGAGCCUGAGAACACAUAAGAGAAUACACACUGGAGAGAAGCCUUACCACUGUUCCCAAUGUGGAAUGGCGUUUACCCAGUUAGGGAGCCUGAGAACACAUAAGAGAAUACACACUGGAGAGAAGCCUUACCACUGUUCCCAAUGUGGAAUGACGUUUACCCAGUUAGGGAGCCUGCAAACACAUGAGAGGGGACACACAGGGGAAAAGCUUUUCCAAUGUUCCCAUUGUGGAUAGAGUUUUGGCCAGGUAGGAAACCUGAACAAGCAUGAGAGGACACACACAGGUAAGAAGAUGUACCGCUGCUCCCAGUGUGGAGAGAGAUUUACCCGGUUAAGGUUCCUGAAAGAGCAUGAAGGAAUACAUACAAAUACACAGGAGGAGAAGACAUACCACUGCUCUCAUUGUGGAAAGACAUUUUCCCAGUCAGAGAACCUGAAAACACAUGAGAGAAUCGAGAGGCUCUGUUCUGACUUGUGUUUUUGACUGAGAAUGUGUGUGUUUGUUUGGGCUGUCAGACUUGAGUUCACUUUGUGUAAUGUUAGUGCACUAUUUUUAAUUGUGAUUAAUCCAUUGUCUGAAAGGGUUGAAAACACACUGAAAACAUCCAGAAUACAUCCUAUAUACAGCUAGAAUCUACAAUGCCAUGUAAACACAAGAUGACAUUGAGGUUAAAUAAAGUGUGAUUUAUCAAUGGAACAUA